AAAUGUUAAAUCUAAAUCUAAAUGUUAAAUGUUAAAUCUAAAUGUUAAAUGUUAAAUCUAAAUGUUAACUCUAAAUGUGUCGCCAAGUGUAAAGCUAAAUAUUUAGAAAAUAUUCAAAUCCUUCGAAACCACGCCCGCUUCAAAUCGCGCGGCAAAGAUCGAGCGGCAAAGAUCGAGCGGCAAAGUCAAAGACAAAGAAGACAAAGACAAAGACAAAGACAAGCAGGCAUGGCCGGACGAUCUCUGGGAGUCCUGGACAUCGAACGGGUGGUCAUUGCAGCUGUACGGGCUGCACUCCAGGGUGUAGCUCCCCCAGUCCAGUCCACAUCAGCAACGGUUUCAACACCAGCGGUGCCCAGUGCCUCAGGCACUUCCAACUUUGCCACCACCGUCACAUCACUGAGAUCAGCUCCUCUGCCAUCCAUCCCUCUACGUAAUCGGGCUCAAUCGGGAUACUUGAGACGAAGGAAUGUCAAAACAUACACGAAGGAUGUUGUAUGUUUAACUUUUUCACCGGGGGUAUCGGUCUUCAUUAUACCCAGAGGAGAAACUCGGACCAGGUUAGCCACGGCUGGCCUUGUUGGAAAAAUUUCUUUUUCCACAGAAUGGUCUGAAGACCAAGUGAGAGCUGAAAUAACAGCUAUCUUCAGUGGAGUAUUUGGCUUAUCAGAGCACCAGUCACUUCCAUUUCAGUUUUUGAGCACCAUCAAGGGGUGUAAAAAACUGAUGAUACCGCAGGUCACCUCCAAUUUCCCCUGGGGUGGUAAAGAAGUUGCCUCCGUCUGUUCCAGCACAUGCCUGUAUAUUAUGGCAGAAAUGGAAGUUCCUGCACAGACCUUGGGCCUUGAUCUGUUACUGCACAUGGGACGGAACACCCAUAAACUGGUGCUCCAGUGA
Messenger RNA from Gadus chalcogrammus (walleye pollock), 897 nucleotides. RefSeq lists its product as uncharacterized. Bases 49 to 897 code for a protein of 282 amino acids. The transcript has 4 exons. The record is from RefSeq and is a predicted model, not a curated record. Lineage: Eukaryota; Metazoa; Chordata; Actinopteri; Gadiformes; Gadidae.